This is a messenger RNA of Cotesia congregata, 1683 nucleotides long. The record is from the annotation of a GenBank genome assembly. Lineage: Eukaryota; Metazoa; Arthropoda; Insecta; Hymenoptera; Braconidae.
CAAGUGGGACGGUCCCAAGACCUGCUGGGAUAUGACGUAAUGGCAAGAGAGGAGUUACGGAACAAGAGACCUUUCAAGAUAUGGGACAGCUGGCGUAACGUACGGAAGGGUCUAGUCGUAAGCAACUUUGAGGAGCUGUUACAUCGAGGAAAAGAAAAAUUGGGCGUGCCACCAAACGAAAAUGUCUCAUUGGUGUUAGAAUCAGACGGGACCCAGGUGGAGGACGGGGAAUACCUGAAGACCCUAGCAAACAACACAAUCCUGCUGUUGCUGCGGCAUGGGGAGCGGUGGUGUCCAACAGGAGUCGACAUCAUCCGCGCAGGUACAGCUACUACACUGGCACCCUGUUACCAAGACAUAAAAUCUAAUGGUCUGAUGAACGACACAAGGAAUAAAAAAAAAAACCUAGCUAAAAACCACUAUUUGUCUUUAUCCACAGCUAUCUCAGCAAUUCCAAAAAUAGUUUGCGAAACUAUCCACGCGCUGGAGCUACACGAUGAAACGCCCUCGUGGAAGAUCAUGGACAACAAGGGCCGGGUCACGGUGGUGCUCCAUUGGGACCAGCGGUCAGGAUCGGGUAGCCAAGGAACGCAGCAACCAGGUGGUGGUCAACAGGCCAAAUCAACAGACCCAUCUAGUUCCAAGUACUCGCCAACCAAGAAGGCGGAUCUAGGCGGCCCUAACCAGCGACCGUCGUUGGUGAUCCAGACCAGCCUCGACAAGCUGGGGUACGACAAGGGCCACCCUGAGUUGGUGCCACCAAGGUACGCCAGCCCCCAAAUCACUGUGAUAAACCAUGACGACAUGGUCCAGAAGAGCUUCACCAGCCCGAGCUCUUACGGAACUGCUCCAGGGGCUGCUGGCGCCCACUCUCACUCCGGAAUGACCGGCCGGCUGGUCAAGCAAGGCACCAAUUCCUUCGAGAGCAGCUCCACCAUCCACAUCCACACUCCCGAGUGCUCCAACCGGAUCCACCAACCGGUAACCAGAAAUGGAAGCCCAGUAAAUGGAACCGACGGGAACAACACGAGCGAGUGCGACUUCCACUGCUGUGCGCUUCAUGAGGAAGGCCGGAGAAUUGCGGUCCACAAGUCAGUUGCUACCUCACCCAUCCAGGACCAGCAUGCGGUCCAACGGGACCAGCACCAACAGCAGACUCAGACCCAGACUCCGUCUCCUCAGCCUCCUUCCUCGCUCUCUGACGGAACUCGCAGGACCGGGAUGGUCAAGGGCCAUGUCAGGUUCAGGGACACCGCUGAGGAAGACUCUCCCAGGAAUUCUGGCUUCCACAUGCACCACAACAACCAUCAGGAGCAUGAUAGCUCAGAGUCAGAAACUGAGAACACGAUUAUGGAGGACGAGAUUGUCACUUCUGAGAAGUUUCUUCUGCUUAUUGACCAGCUGACCGUUGAUCAGAAGCACCAUCUUAGUAUUAAGGAUAUUGGGAUCAUCUUGGAGAGACUCAGUUCCAAGAUUCUGGAUGUUGAAAGGCUGGAUAGGGAGAGCGAGAGCGAGGAGUGCUACAAUUGGACCAUUAAAGCCAUUAUUAGGGGGGAUGUUCUCAGGGAGUUGGGGGUUAUUUACAAUGGGAAUUAUUAUGCGAUCAGCGAGCAUCCGGGGUAUAAAGAGGAGAGCGAGGAGAAUAAUGAAGACAAUGAGGAAGAGGAGGAAGAUCGUCUUUAA